This is a messenger RNA of Bradysia coprophila, 1497 nucleotides long. RefSeq lists its product as uncharacterized. The record is from RefSeq and is a predicted model, not a curated record. NCBI's taxonomy places the organism in Eukaryota, Metazoa, Arthropoda, Insecta, Diptera, Sciaridae.
UUCGUUGUAUUCCGACUGUAUAAAUAUUCAUCGUAUCGUCGCGUUUCGUCAGUACACCUCUAUUACCAUGUCCAAUACGAAAAUUCUUGCACUGUUCUUGAUAAUCGCAUCGAUUUCAAAGUCAUUGCAAUUGACGAUUAACUGUGACUACAAUAAAUCACCCUCUGUGACCAAUGGUCGAUUAAAGUAUAAACUGGUCAAGGAACCGUACUCUUGUGUUCUCUCCACAUUGAACAUUAAAAGUAAAUUACUGGUGCAAAGUGUUACUGGCAAGCAUCUCGAUAAGAAUAAGAACGAUGAUGUGAAAGCAUUGAAAAUCAUCGGCGGUGGAAUAAUAUCAUCGACUGGCAAGGAAAGUAGUGACAAUGUGUUGAGUGUUUGUGAAGUUAUCCCGGCCGGUAUCGGCUCAGUUUUUCGUAACAUAGAGGCUUUGACGGUAUGGAGAAGUAACUUAAAAACGGUGUCGAGUAGGGAUCUACAGCAGUUUGCUAAUCUUCGUGAAAUUUGGCUAUUCACGAAUGAACUCGAGUAUUUGGAAUCGAAGCUGUUCCAGUACAAUCCGAACGUCGAAGUCAUUUCGUUCAAUGCCAACAGCAUCAAAUUUAUUGGAGAAAACUUCUUCUCGUAUUUGCCAAAAUUGCAAAAGGCUUUCUUCCAUUAUAAUCCAUGCGUGGAUGAAGAAGCUGUUGAUGGAACUCAAUUGGCGGCGAUAAAAAACACAAUCAAAGAAAAAUGCGCGGUCAAAGAAACUGCUCAGCCAUUACAUGUGACCGUUGACUGUAAAUUUGAGGUUUCAUCCGUUUGGAAAACUGUAAAAGAUCCCUACGGCUGUACGUUGCAGAAAUCCAAUUUUGAUCGGAAAUUGUUCAUUGGCAACGUAACGGGAUCACAUGCCAAGGGUCGCUCCAUAAGCGACGUUAAGGCUCUUCAAAUUGUCGGAGGCGUUUGCCAAAUUAUUCCUGGUGAAUUCGGUUCCAUAUUCCAGAACAUUGAAGCACUGUCGGUGAAGAAAGCUUCGUUAAAACUCGUCACCGGUAGAGAUUUGCAACAAUUCAGCAAUUUAAGGGAAAUUUGGUUGGAAGCGAACGAUCUAAACUAUUUGGAAGGUAAGUUAUUCGAAUUCAAUCCGAACGUUGAGCUGGUUGUCUUCAAGGACAAUAAAAUCAAGUUUGUGGGCGACAACUUCUUCUCCUACAUACCAAAGUUGCGUGAAGCCGAUUUCUCUGGCAAUGAAUGUUUUGACGAUGGAAAGACUGCCGGUUUGAAGUUGAAUGCUGUUCAGGAGAGAGUGAAGGAGAAGUGUGUGGUGGAGGAGCCUACUUUUAUCUACACAACGAUUCGUCCUGAUGGUCUUACGUAUUGGGACAGCCGUAAAUCCGAAAAAGAUGAUGGAGAGGGAGUUGGUGCAGAUUUCAAGGUUCUUAAUUCGUUGGUGGGAUAAGCUUUCCAUUUUUCUAUUUUCUUUCGUGAAAAUAAAUUUGAAAGAAAAUUUGAACG